AAAUCAUGGCUGCACUUAUUUUUGUUACGGAGGGAGCAGUAGAGUACAGGCAGGGCAGGGAAGGGCGUUGGUGGUUCAUCUCCUCUCCUCUGCUUGUGGCGCGCUCAUUGAAUAUUGAUGCUGCUGCAUGCUACCUGUAUUUCUGUACUACUAUCUACGACUACCCCCAUUAACAAACUAAAAUGACAGCUCCGCACUGCCCCAACAUCAUUUUCUUGUACUCCAUACGUCUCAUAAUAUAAUUUUGAGUUUUUACUUUGUAAUGUUUGACCACUCGUCUUAUUCAAAUUUUUCUUUAUAAAUAUAAAAAACGAAAAGUUGUGCUUAAAGUACGUAGAUGACAAAUUAAGUCACAAAUAAAAUAAAUAAUAAUUUUAAAAUUUUUUGAAUAAGACGAGUGGUCAAAUGUUAUAAGCAAAAACUCAAAAUCUCUUAUAUUAUGGAACGGAGGGAGUAGUAUUCAAUUCAGAUCAGUUGAUUUGAGCCGCCGUCGACGAUCCGGCCGGCCGCUUGCUUCUUCCAUAUUGAUCGAGGAGACAUCACAUGGAUCAUCAUCCAAUUCCAGCAGAUGAGAAUGAGAUGACUAGUACUAGUCCCCAGAUGCAGAUGAGGAGAAACAAGCUCUCCUCCCACUUCCAAGGAGAUAUCGAUGAUGAUGGUGGUGUUGGUGUUGUGGACAUCCGGGGGUCGCCGAUGGGGUCGGCGGAGCUGGCGCGCACCGGCGGGUGGGUGGCGGCGGUCUUCAUCUUCGGGAACGAGAUGGCGGAGAGGAUGGCCUACUACGGCCUGUCCCUCAACAUGGUCAUCUUCAUGUUCAACGUCAUGCACCGCCCCUUCGCCGCCUCCGCCAACGCCGUGAACAACUUCCUCGGCAUCUCCCAGGCCUCCUCCCUCCUCGGCGGCUUCCUCGCCGACGCCUACCUCGGGCGCUACUGGACCAUCGCCGCCUUCACCACCCUCUAUCUCCUGGGCCUCGUGGCCCUCACCCUCUGCGCCACCAUGCCCGCCCUCCAGGCCCCGGGCCAGGACGAGUGCGACGGCUUCGCCAAGCUGCUGGGCAAGUGCCAGCAGCCGCACCCCUGGCAGAUGGCCUACCUCUACGCCGCGCUCUACACCACCGCCUUGGGCGCCGCCGGGAUCCGCCCCUGCGUCUCCUCCUUCGGGGCGGACCAGUUCGAGGAGCGGAGCCCGGUGCUGGACCGCUUCUUCAACCUCUUCUACCUGGCCGUCACCGUGGGCGCCAUCGCGGCCUUCACGCUGCUGGUGUACGUGCAGAGGAACCACGGGUGGGCGGCGGCGUUCGGGGCGCUGGCGCUGGCCAUGGCCGCAUCCAACGCGCUCUUCUUCAUGGGGACGCCGCUGUACCGCCACCGCGUGCCGGGGGGAAGCCCGCUGACGAGGGUGGCGCAGGUGCUAGUGGCGGCCUACAGGAAGCGUCACAUCAAGCACACCACGGAACUGUUGUACGAGGUGGGCGGGGCCAAGUCGGCGGUGCGCGGGAGCGGCAAGAUCGAGCACACGGAGGAGCUGAGGUGGCUGGACAAGGCGGCGGUGAGGGUGGAGGGCCAAGAAGAAAUCAAUAACCCAUGGCGUCUUUGCACUGUGACCCAGGUGGAGGAGGUGAAGAUCCUGGUGCGGCUGGCGCCGGUGUCGGCGUGCACGGUGAUGCUGAGCGUGGUGCUGACGGAGUUCCUGACGCUGUCGGUGCAGCAGGCGUACACCCUCAACACCAGGGGCCUCCCCGUGGCGUGCAUGCCCGUCUUCCCCUGCCUCGCCAUCCUCCUCCUCCUCGCCCUCUACUACAGGGCCUUCGCCCCGCUCGCCCGCCGCCUCACCGGCCACCCGCACGGCGCCUCCCAGCUGCAGCGCCUCGGCCUCGGCCUCCUCCUCUCCACCCUCUCCGUCGCUUGGGCUGGCCUCUUCGAGCGCUACCGCCGCGCCUACGCCAUCCGCCAUGGCUUCCUCCCGCUCUUCCUCACUCCCAUGCCGGGCCUCAGCGCCUACUGGCUCCUCAUCCAGUACUGCCUCAUCGGUCUCGCCGAGGUCUUCUGCCUCGUCGCCCUCCUCGAGUUCCUCUACCAGGAGGCCCCCGACGCCAUGCGCAGCCUCGCCUCCGCCUACGCCGCCCUCGCCGGCGGCCUUGGCUGCUUCUUAGCCACCGCCAUCAACACCGCCGUCGACUCCAUCACCGGCGACAUCGACGCCGGACGCCCCUCCUGGCUCGCGCAGAACAUCAACGUCGGCAAGUUCGACUACUUCUACUGGCUCCUCGCCGUGCUCAGCACCAUCAACCUCAUCGUCUUCAUCUACUUCGCCAAAGCCUACAAGUACAGGAUCAAGCCCCCCACCACCCCACAUAACUAGUUCAUAGUAUUUCUACACCACUACAGUCUAGUACUAGUAGUAUCUGCUAAGUGACAUUAUAUUGAUCAAUCAAACAAAUUAAGGGCAUCCAAUAUCUUCUUUUUUAUUGAUCUACUCCUACAUAGUGCUACCUAAACUAUUGGAGUACGCCGAUGAGUUUUGCAGCAUAUGGCACACGCUAGCUUCAAGCGUGGUAAUGAUAUAUUUAUCAA
Molecule: messenger RNA, 2576 nt
Organism: Oryza sativa Japonica Group (Japanese rice)
Lineage: Eukaryota; Viridiplantae; Streptophyta; Magnoliopsida; Poales; Poaceae
Product: protein NRT1/ PTR FAMILY 6.1
Biological process (GO): oligopeptide transport; transmembrane transport
Cellular component (GO): membrane
Molecular function (GO): transmembrane transporter activity
Source: RefSeq, a predicted model, not a curated record